CCGAUCAUCAUAAAUGCACAUCAGGUUGCCGGCGAGAAAUCUAUGGUUGGGGGCAACAUUAUGAGAUCACACACACUGUAGCUCAUGAGUGAUGCAAGCACUAGUGAGGAGGAGUUGUUAGUGGACGACCGUCGGACUACUCGAAGAACUGCUCUCAGUCAACCCUUGACUUUCCUAGAGUUAGGUCCAGGAGACGAGAGGAGACUGCGGAGAGAGGCUAGAGAGAGAGCAGCAGCAAGGAGAGCGAGGGACGCGGUGGCCAGCGCCAGGUCUAGAAUUGUAGCUAGCACAGGUGCAACCCUAGCCACCUCCUCCAUGUCGCAUGCCCCUUCACAGGCCACUUCGUCAGGAGUCAGUCAAAGUGGUUCUCAUGUUUCCAUUAGCCAGAGUGCUGGCUUGCAAGUCAGCCAGCAGACUCAACUCACGCGUUAUGAGAUCCUCCAAGCAGAAGAACUUCAGGAUGAGUUGCAGCGGCAGUUGGAUGAAGUAGCGGAGAGAAGAAGAAGAGCUAUUUUGAGAAAGAACAGACUAGGGAGUAGGAGACAGGAGCUAGGCAGAUUAGAAGCAUUAGACGAGUCAGCACUUGACCCUGCGAUGCGAGCGCUGCUUAACUCGCUUCUUGGUAUGGCAGAAGCGCAGGCUGUCCAUCAGGAAGUGCUGGCUGAACUAGUGGCAGACCAGAAGCAGAUUCUGGCUGCACUGCAGGCCCCUCGUCCUAUGAUGAGGCAGCCUCAGUAUGCUGUAGUUCCCCCAUCGAUUGCAGGUUCAUCAAUGACGCCGUUGCCGGCUGGGCCCUCCUUCUCACCUAUGUUUGGUAUGCCCCCUCCAGGUGGUUAUGUAGCAACCAGUGGUCCGGUCCAUAGAGUCUCGGUCGUACCAUCCACGAUGGUGGUUACUACAGUCCCACUGUCAAGCCCGACCCAGGGAUUCUCAACGCGCACCUGGGAUUUCUUUGACAUUGGAGACAUUCCAGGAACUAAAUCUGCCCCUCUGUAUAAGCCGUACAUCAGGAAGACAGGCAUCGAUUAUAGCGAUGUGUCAGGAUCGUGUCCAGCAAAACGAACAUGGAGAAGGGAAAGGGGCCUCCCUCCUGGAGAUUGUCUGAAUGUGAGGGACAUAAACUAUGUGGAGACGAAGUAUGGAUUCAUUCGCUCUGGAUAUACUGGACCUGUGGAUCCUGUCUAUUCCUAUGAUGUUGCUGCCACGGAAUACAGAGAAGGAAAAGAACGAGCGGCGUUGCAGCGGAGGCUCCGGGCAAAGAAGAGAGGAAGUGGUGUUGUUGACAAAGUCAUGGAAAAGGUGUACUGGCGAAGCAACUGGUAUCCAAGGCUCGCCAAAGAGUAUGACCAUGAAGGAAACCAACGGAUAACACAUGACGAUUUCCGGAAGACUUUGCAGUUUUUUGGAGUUGAACUGAAGGACGAUGAAUUCCAGCAGCUAGUCAACAUUGUCGACAAAGCCGGCACUGGUAGUGUGGAGUAUGGUCUUCAUGCAUGACUCCUUCCCUGAAGCUCUUCUUGAAUGACUGUUCCAAGCCAGGGUUGCUGAAUUAUUUACAACUUUUAUUACAAGUGAUGUUACUCAAACCGGCCAAUCACUUGGGUGUUGUGCUAUUUCUUAUGUGUCAAUGAACUACUUGAAAGUUG
Molecule: messenger RNA, 1646 nt
Organism: Chara braunii
Lineage: Eukaryota; Viridiplantae; Streptophyta; Charophyceae; Charales; Characeae
Source: the annotation of a GenBank genome assembly